Molecule: messenger RNA, 11391 nt
Organism: Manis pentadactyla (Chinese pangolin)
Lineage: Eukaryota; Metazoa; Chordata; Mammalia; Pholidota; Manidae
Gene: USP34
Product: ubiquitin specific peptidase 34
Exons: 80
Coding region: 92-10753 (3553 amino acids)
Biological process (GO): protein deubiquitination
Cellular component (GO): cytosol; nucleus
Molecular function (GO): cysteine-type deubiquitinase activity; cysteine-type endopeptidase activity
Source: RefSeq, a predicted model, not a curated record
GCCCCCUCCUCCGCCUCUCUCCCCUCCCCCCCGCCGGUCGGGAUCAGUCAGUGCGAUCCGAAGCGGGGGAGGGGGGGGCGGCGGCCGAACGAUGUGUGAGAACUGCGCAGACCUGGUGGAGGUGUUAAAUGAAAUAUCUGAUAUAGAAGGUGGUGAUGGACUGCAGCUCAGAAAGGAACAUACUCUCAAAAUAUUUGCUUAUAUCAAUUCCUGGACACAGAGGCAAUGUCUGUGCUGCUUCAAGGAAUAUAAGCAUUUGGAGAUUUUUAACCAAGUAGUGUGUGCACUUAUUAACUUAGUGAUUGCCCAGGUUCAAGUGCUCCGGGACCAGCUUUGCAAACAUUGUACUACUAUUAACAUAGAUUCCACGUGGCAAGACGAAAGUAAUCACGCGGAAGAACCACUGAGUAUAGAAAGAGAGUGUAAUGAAGGAAGUACAGAGAGGCAAAAGUCAGUAGAAAAAAAAUCAAACUCUGCAAGAAUUUGUAAUCUGACUGAGGAGGAAUCUUCAAAGAGUUCUGAUUUGUUUAGUUUAUGGACUACAGAAGAGAAGGAAAAACUCUUACUGUGUGUGGCAAAAAUUUUUCAAAUUCAGUUUCCUUUAUAUACUGCUUAUAAGCAUAAUACUCACCCUACUAUAGAGGACAUAUCAACCCAAGAAAGCAACAUAUUAGGGGCGUUCUGUGAUAUGAAUGAUGUAGAAGUACCAUUGCAUUUGCUUCGUUAUGUAUGUUUGUUUUGUGGGAAAAAUGGCCUUUCUCUCAUGAAGGAUUGUUUUGAAUUUGGAACUCCUGAAACUUUGCCAUUUCUUAUAGCACAUGCAUUUAUUACAGUUGUAUCUAAUAUUAGAAUAUGGCUACAUAUCCCUGCUGUCAUGCAGCACAUUAUCCCUUUUAGGACCUAUGUUAUCAGCAGGCUAACCUGCGUUCCUUUUCUUGGUGGUGGAAGAUUUGCCAGCAGGAGAGGGUAUUUAUGCAAGCUCUCUGAUCAAGAGUUAAGACAGAGUGCGGCUCGUAACAUGGCUGACUUAAUGUGGAGCACAGUGAAAGAACCAUUGGAUACAACUUUAUGCUUUGAUAAAGAAAGCCUAGAUCUUGCUUUUAAGUACUUUAUGUCACCUACUUUGACUAUGAGGUUGACUGGACUAAGUCAGAUAACGAAUCAACUUCACACCUUCAAUGAUGUGUGCAAUAAUGAAUCAUUGGUAUCAGACACAGAAACGUCCAUUGCAAAAGAACUUGCAGACUGGCUUAUAAGCAACAAUGUGGUAGAGCAUAUAUUUGGACCAAAUUUACAUAUUGAGAUUAUCAAACAGUGCCAGGUGAUUUUGAAUUUUUUGGCGGCAGAAGGACGACUGAGCACUCAGCAUAUUGACUGCAUUUGGGCUGCAGCACAGUUGAAACAUUGUAGUCGGUAUAUACAUGAUUUAUUUCCUUCACUUAUCAAGAAUUUGGAUCCAGUACCACUUAGACAUCUCCUUAAUUUGGUUUCAGCUCUUGAGCCAAGUGUUCAUACUGAACAGACAUUGUACUUGGCAUCAAUGUUAAUUAAAGCAUUAUGGAAUAAUGCAUUGGCAGCUAAAGCUCAGCUAUCAAAACAGAGUUCUUUUGCAUCUUUAUUAAAUACUAAUCUUCCCAUUGGAAAUAAGAAAGGGUCACCUGCAGCUAGUCCUCAAAGCAGUGAUAACAGUGAUACCCAUCAAAGUGGAGGCAGUGACAUUGAAAUGGACGAGCAACUUAUUAAUAGAACCAAACAUGUGCAACAGCGACUUUCAGACACAGAGGAGUCCAUGCAGGGAAGUUCUGAUGAAACUGCCAACAGUGGUGAAGAUGGAAGCAGUGGUCCUGGUAGCAGUAGUGGGCAUAGUGAUGGAUCUAGCAAUGAGGUGAAUUCUAGCCAUGCAAGCCAGUCAGCUGGGAGCCCUGGCAGUGAGGUACAGUCAGAAGACAUUGCAGAUAUUGAAGCCCUUAAAGAAGAAGAUGAAGAUGAUGAUCGUGGUCAUAAUCCUCCUAAAAACAGUUGUGGUACAGAUCCUCGGAACAGGAAGUUAGAAAGUCAAGCAGGCAUUUGCCUAGGGGAUUCCCAAGGCCCAUCAGAAAGAAGUGGGACAAGCAGUGGAACAGGAAAGGACCUGGUUUUUAACACUGAAUCAAUGCCAUCUGUAGAUAAUCGAAUACGAAUGCUAGAUGCCUGUUCACACUCUGAAGAUCCAGAACAUGAUAUUUCAGGGGAAAUGAAUGCUGCUCAUAUAGCACAAGAAUCUCAGGAAUCUUGUAUUACACGCACUGGGGACUUUCUUGGGGAGACUAUUGGGAAUGAAUUAUUUAAUUGUCGGCAGUUUAUUGGUCCACAGCAUCACCACCACCACCACCACCAUCACCACCACCAUGAUGGGCAUAUGGUUGAUGAUAUGCUAAGUGCAGAUGAUGUCAGUUGCAGUAGCUCCCAGGUCAGUGCAAAAUCAGAAAAAAAUAUGGCUGAUUUUGAUGGUGAAGAAUCUGGGUGUGAAGAGGAGCUAGUUCAGAUUAAUUCACAUGCAGAGCUAACAUCUCAUCUCCAACAACAUCUUCCCAAUUUAGCAUCUAUUUACCAUGAACAUCUUAGUCAAGGACCUGCAGUUCAUAAACAUCAAUUCAACAGUAAUGCUGUGACAGAUAUUAAUUUGGAUAAUGUUUGCAAGAAAGGAAACACUUUGUUGUGGGAUAUAGUCCAAGAUGAUGAUGCAGUUAAUCUUUCUGAAGGAUUAAUAAAUGAAGCAGAAAAACUUCUCUGUUCCUUAGUAUGUUGGUUUACGGAUAGACAGAUUCGAAUGAGAUUCAUUGAAGGUUGCCUUGAAAAUUUAGGAAACAACAGAUCAGUAGUAAUUUCACUUCGUCUUCUUCCAAAACUAUUUGGUACUUUUCAGCAGUUUGGGAGCAGUUAUGAUACACAUUGGAUUACAAUGUGGGCAGAAAAAGAACUGAAUAUGAUGAAGCUUUUCUUUGAUAAUUUAGUCUACUACAUUCAAGCUGUAAGAGAAGGAAGACAAAAACAUGCACUGUACAGCCAUAGUGCCGAAGUUCAAGUUCGACUUCAGUUCUUGACUUGUGUGUUUUCAACUCUGGGAUCACCUGAUCAUUUCAGGUUAAGUUUAGAGCAAGUUGACAUUUUAUGGCAUUGUUUAGUAGAAGAUUCUGAGUGUUAUGAUGAUGCACUUCAUUGGUUUUUGAAUCAAGUUCGAAGUAAAGAUCAGCAUGCUAUGGGAAUGGAAACCUACAAACAUCUUUUCCUGGAGAAGAUGCCCCAGCUAAAACCUGAAACGAUUAGCAUGACUGGCUUAAACCUGUUUCAACAUCUCUGUAACUUGGCUCGAUUGGCUACCAGUGCCUAUGAUGGUGGCUCAAACUCUGAGCUUUGUGGUAUGGACCAAUUUUGGGGCAUUGCUUUAAGAGCACAAUCUGGUGAUGUCAGUCGUGCAGCUAUCCAGUAUAUUAAUUCCUAUUAUAUUAAUGGUAAAACGGGUUUGGAGAAGGAACAAGAAUUUAUUAGUAAGUGUAUGGAGAGUCUUAUGAUAGCUUCUAGCAGUCUUGAACAGGAAUCACACUCCAGUCUCACUGUAAUAGAAAGAGGACUCCUUAUGCUGAAGACACAUCUGGAAGCAUUUAGGAGAAGGUUUGCCUAUCACCUCAGACAGUGGCAAAUUGAAGGCACUGGUAUUAGUAGUCAUUUGAAAGCACUGAGUGACAAACAGUCCCUUCCUCUAAGGGUUGUAUGCCAGCCAGCUGGACUUCCUGACAAGAUGACUAUUGAAAUGUAUCCUAGUGACCAGGUAGCAGAUCUUAGGGCUGAAGUAACUCAUUGGUAUGAAAAUUUACAGAAAGAACAAAUAAAUCAACAAGCUCAGCUUCAGGAGUUUGGUCAAAGCAGCCGAAAGGGAGAGUUUCCUGGAGGCCUCAUGGGACCUGUCAGGAUGAUUUCAUCUGGACAUGAAUUAACAACAGAUUAUGAUGAAAAAGCACUUCAUGAGCUUGGUUUUAAGGAUAUGCAGAUGGUAUUUGUAUCUUUGGGUGCACCAAGGAGAGAACGGAAAGGGGAAGGUGUUCAACUGCCAGCAUCUUGCCUACCACCCCCUCAGAAGGAUAACAUUCCGAUGCUUUUGCUUUUACAAGAACCUCAUUUAACUACUCUUUUUGAUUUAUUAGAGAUGCUUGCAUCAUUUAAACCACCCUCAGGAAAAGUGGUAGUGGAAGACAGUGAGCGUUUAAGAUGUGAAGAACUUCAUCUUCAUGCAGAAAACCUCUCUAGGCGUGUAUGGGAGCUGCUGAUGCUUCUUCCUACAUGUCCUAACAUGCUGAUGGCAUUCCAGAAUAUUUCAGAUGAACAGGGUAAUGAUGGACUUAAUUGGAAAGAACUUCUCAAAAUUAAGAGUGCUCACAAGCUGUUAUAUGCCCUAGAAAUUAUUGAAGCACUGGGAAAACCUAACAGAAGAAUAAGGAGAGAGUCAACGGGAAGUUACAGUGAUCUUUAUCCAGAUUCAGAUGAUUCAAGUGAGGAUCAAGUGGAAAAUAGUAAAAAUUCCUGGAGUUGCAAGUUUGUUGCUGCUGGAGGCCUUCAGCAGCUGCUGGAAAUUUUUAAUUCUGGAAUUCUGGAGCCCAAAGAGCAAGAAUCCUGGACUGUGUGGCAGCUAGACUGUCUUGCUUGCUUGCUGAAGUUAAUAUGCCAGUUUGCAGUUGAUCCGUCCGAUUUGGAUUUAGCAUAUCAUGAUGUCUUUGCCUGGUCUGGUAUAGCAGAAAGCCAUAGGAAAAGAACCUGGCCAGGUAAAUCAAGAAAGGCUGCUGGUGAUCAUGCCAAGGGUCUUCAUAUACCAAGAUUAACAGAGGUAUUUCUUGUUCUUGUGCAAGGAACCAGUUUGAUUCAGCGACUUAUGUCUGUUGCUUAUACAUAUGAUAAUCUGGCUCCUAGAGUUUUGAAAGCUCAGUCUGAUCACAGGUCUAGACAUGAAGUUUCACAUUAUUCGAUGUGGCUCUUGGUGAGUUGGGCUCAUUGCUGUUCUUUAGUGAAAUCUAGCCUUGCUGACAGUGAUCAUUUACAAGACUGGCUAAAGAAAUUGACCCUCCUUAUUCCUGAGACUGCAGUCCGUCAUGAGUCUUGCAAUGGUCUUUAUAAGUUAUCUCUGUCAGGGCUGGAUGGAGGAGACUCAAUCAAUCGCUCUUUUCUGCUAUUGGCUGCCUCAACAUUGUUGAAAUUUCUUCCUGAUGCUCAAGCACUAAAACCUAUCAGGAUAGAUGAUUAUGAGGAAGAACCAAUGUUAAAACCUGGAUGUAAGGAGUAUUUUUGGUUGUUGUGCAAAUUAGUUGACAACAUACAUAUAAAGGACGCUAGCCAGACAACACUCCUCGACCUAGAUGCAUUGGCACGGCAUUUGGCUGAUUGUAUUCGAAGCAGGGAGAUCCUUGAUCAUCAAGAUGGUAAUAUUGAAGAUGAUGGGCUUACAGGACUCCUAAGGCUUGCAACAAGUGUUAUUAAACACAAACCACCCUUUAAAUUUUCAAGGGAAGGACAGGAAUUUUUAAGAGAUAUCUUCAAUCUUCUGUUUUUGUUGCCUAGUCUGAAAGAUAGACAACAGCCAAAGUGCAAGUCACAUUCUUCAAGAGCUGCUGCUUAUGAUCUGUUAGUAGAAAUGGUAAAGGGAUCUGUUGAGAACUACAGGCUAAUACACAAUUGGGUUAUGGCACAACACAUGCAGUCAGCUCAUGCACCUUACAAAUGGGACUACUGGCCUCAUGAAGAUGUCCGUGCUGAAUGUAGAUUUGUUGGCCUCACUAACCUUGGAGCUACUUGUUACUUGGCUUCCACAAUUCAGCAACUUUAUAUGAUACCUGAGGCAAGACAGGCUGUCUUCACUGCUAAGUAUUCAGAAGAUAUGAAGCACAAGACCACUCUUCUGGAGCUUCAAAAAAUGUUUACAUAUUUAAUGGAGAGUGAAUGUAAAGCAUAUAACCCUAGACCCUUCUGUAAGACAUACACCAUGGAUAAGCAGCCUCUGAAUACUGGGGAGCAGAAAGAUAUGACAGAGUUUUUUACUGAUCUGAUUACCAAAAUUGAAGAAAUGUCUCCAGAACUGAAAAAUACCGUCAAAAGUUUGUUUGGAGGUGUAAUUACAAACAAUGUUGUGUCCUUGGAUUGUGAACACGUUAGUCAGACUGCUGAAGAGUUUUAUACUGUGAGGUGCCAGGUGGCUGACAUGAAGAACAUUUAUGAAUCUCUUGAUGAAGUUACCAUUAAAGACACUUUAGAAGGAGACAACAUGUAUACUUGCUCUCAUUGUGGGAAGAAAGUACGAGCUGAAAAAAGAGCAUGUUUUAAGAAAUUGCCUCGCAUUCUGAGUUUCAAUACGAUGAGAUAUACAUUUAAUAUGGUCACGAUGAUGAAAGAGAAAGUGAACACACACUUUUCCUUCCCACUGCGUUUGGAUAUGACACCCUAUACGGAAGAUUUUCUUAUGGGAAAGAGUGACAGAAAAGAAGGUUUUAAGGAAGUCAGUGAUCAUUCAAAAGACACAGAGAGCUAUGAGUAUGACUUAAUAGGAGUGACUGUUCAUACAGGAACAGCAGAUGGUGGGCACUAUUAUAGCUUCAUCAGAGAUAUAGUCAAUCCACAUGCUUAUAAAAACAAUAAAUGGUAUCUUUUUAAUGAUGCUGAGGUAAAACCUUUUGAUUCUGCUCAACUGGCUUCUGAAUGUUUUGGUGGAGAGAUGACAACCAAGACUUAUGAUUCUGUUACAGAUAAAUUUAUGGAUUUCUCCUUUGAAAAGACACACAGUGCAUAUAUGCUGUUUUACAAGCGCAUGGAACCAGAGGAAGAAAAUGGCAAAGAAUACAAAUUUGAUGUUUCAUCAGAGUUACUAGAGUGGAUUUGGCAUGAUAACAUGCAGUUUCUCCAAGACAAAAAUAUUUUUGAACAUACAUAUUUUGGGUUUAUGUGGCAGUUGUGUAGCUGUAUUCCCAGUACAUUACCAGAUCCUAAAGCUGUGUCCCUAAUGACAGCAAAGUUAAGCACUUCCUUCGUCCUAGAGACAUUUAUUCAUUCAAAAGAAAAGCCCACAAUGCUUCAGUGGAUUGAACUAUUAACCAAACAAUUUAAUAACAGUCAAGCAGCUUGUGAGUGGUUUUUAGACCGCAUGGCUGAUGAUGACUGGUGGCCAAUGCAGAUACUAAUUAAGUGCCCUAAUCAAAUUGUAAGACAGAUGUUUCAGCGUUUGUGCAUCCAUGUGAUUCAGAGACUUAGACCUGUGCAUGCUCAUCUCUAUCUGCAGCCAGGAAUGGAAGAUGGGUCAGAUGAUAUGGAUGCCUCAGUAGAAGACAUUGGUGGUCGUUCAUGUGUCACUCGAUUUGUGAGAACUCUGUUAUUAAUUAUGGAACAUGGUGUAAAACCUCACAGUAAACAUCUUACGGAGUAUUUUGCCUUUCUUUACGAAUUUGCCAAAAUGGGUGAAGAAGAGAGCCAGUUUUUGCUUUCAUUGCAAGCCAUAUCUACAAUGGUACAUUUUUACAUGGGAACCAAAGGGCCUGAAAAUCCUCAAGUUGAAGUAUUGUCAGAGGAAGAAGGGGAAGAAGAGGAGGAGGAAGAAGAUAUCCUUUCCCUGGCAGAAGAAAAAUACAGGCCAGCUGCCCUUGAAAAAAUGAUAGCUUUAGUUGCUCUUUUGGUUGAACAGUCUCGCUCAGAAAGGCAUUUGACAUUAUCACAGACUGACAUGGCAGCAUUAACAGGAGGAAAGGGAUUUCCCUUCUUGUUUCAACACAUUCGUGAUGGCAUCAAUAUAAGACAAACUUGUAAUCUGAUUUUCAGUCUAUGUCGAUACAAUAAUCGACUUGCAGAACAUAUUGUAUCCAUGCUUUUCACAUCAAUAGCUAAGUUGACUCCUGAGGCAGCCAAUCCUUUCUUUAAGUUGUUGACUAUGCUAAUGGAGUUCGCUGGCGGACCUCCAGGAAUGCCUCCCUUUGCAUCUUAUAUUCUACAGAGGAUAUGGGAGGUAAUUGAAUACAAUCCUUCUCAAUGUCUGGAUUGGUUGGCAGUGCAGACACCCCGAAAUAAACUGGCACACAGCUGGGUCCUACAGAAUAUGGAAAACUGGGUCGAGCGGUUUCUUUUGGCUCACAAUUAUCCUAGAGUCAGGACUUCUGCAGCUUAUCUUCUGGUGUCCCUUAUACCAAGCAAUUCAUUCCGCCAGAUGUUCCGGUCAACAAGGUCUUUGCACAUCCCAACCCGUGACCUUCCACUCAGUCCAGACACAACAGUAGUCCUACAUCAGGUCUACAACGUGCUCCUUGGUUUGCUCUCAAGAGCCAAACUUUAUGUUGAUGCUGCUGUUCAUGGCACUACAAAGCUAGUGCCCUAUUUUAGCUUUAUGACUUACUGUUUAAUAUCCAAAACUGAGAAGCUGAUGUUUUCCACUUAUUUCAUGGAUUUGUGGAACCUUUUCCAGCCUAAACUUUCUGAGCCAGCAAUAGCUACAAAUCACAAUAAACAGGCUUUGCUUUCAUUUUGGUACAAUGUGUGUGCUGACUGUCCAGAGAAUAUCCGCCUUAUUGUUCAAAACCCAGUGGUAACCAAGAACAUUGCCUUCAAUUACAUCCUUGCUGACCAUGAUGAUCAGGAUGUGGUGCUUUUUAACCGUGGGAUGCUGCCUGCCUACUACGGCAUCCUGAGGCUCUGCUGUGAGCAGUCUCCCACGUUCACACGACAACUGGCUUCUCACCAGAACAUCCAGUGGGCCUUUAAGAAUCUUACACCACAUGCCAGCCAAUACCCUGGAGCAGUGGAAGAACUAUUUAACCUGAUGCAGCUAUUUAUAGCUCAGAGGCCAGAUAUGAGGGAAGAAGAAUUAGAAGAUAUUAAGCAGUUUAAGAAAACAACUAUAAGUUGUUACUUACGUUGUUUAGAUGGCCGCUCCUGCUGGACUACUUUAAUAAGUGCCUUCAGAAUACUAUUAGAAUCUGAUGAAGAUAGACUUCUUGUUGUAUUUAAUCGAGGGUUGAUCCUGAUGACUGAGUCUUUCAAUACACUGCACAUGAUGUAUCAUGAAGCCACAGCUUGCCAUGUGACUGGAGACUUAGUAGAACUUCUAUCAAUAUUUCUUUCGGUUUUGAAGUCUACACGCCCAUAUCUUCAGAGAAAAGAUGUGAAACAAGCAUUAAUCCAGUGGCAGGAGCGAAUUGAAUUUGCUCAUAAACUGUUAACUCUUCUGAAUUCCUAUAGCCCUCCAGAACUUAGAAAUGCCUGUAUAGAUGUCCUCAAAGAACUUGUGCUUUUGAGUCCCCAUGACUUUCUUCACACUCUGGUUCCAUUUCUGCAACACAACCAUUGUACUUACCAUCACAGUAAUAUACCAAUGUCUCUUGGACCUUAUUUCCCUUGUCGAGAAAAUAUCAAGCUAAUAGGAGGGAAAAGCAAUAUUCGGCCUCCGCGCCCUGAACUCAAUAUGUGCCUCUUGCCCACAAUGGUGGAAACCAGUAAGGGCAAAGAUGACGUUUAUGAUCGUAUGCUGCUAGACUACUUCUUUUCUUAUCAUCAAUUCAUCCAUCUAUUAUGCCGAGUUGCAAUCAACUGUGAAAAAUUUACUGAAACAUUAGUUAAGCUGAGUGUCCUAGUUGCCUAUGAAGGUUUGCCACUUCAUCUUGCACUGUUCCCCAAACUUUGGACUGAGCUAUGCCAGACUCAGUCUGCGAUGUCAAAAAACUGCAUCAAGCUUUUAUGUGAAGAUCCCGUGUUUGCAGAAUAUAUAAAAUGUAUCCUAAUGGAUGAAAGAACCUUUCUAAACAACAACAUUGUCUACACAUUCAUGACACAUUUUCUUCUAAAGGUUCAAGGUCAAGUGUUUUCGGAAGCAAACUGUGCCAAUUUGAUCAGCACCCUUAUUACAAACUUGAUAAAUCAGUAUCAGAAUCUGCAAUCUGAUUUCACCAACAGAGUUGAAAUUUCCAAAGCAAGUGCUUCUUUAAAUGGGGACCUGAGGGCACUUGCGUUGCUCCUGUCAGUACACACUCCCAAGCAGUUAAACCCAGCUCUAGUUCCAACUCUGCAAGAGCUUUUAAGCAAAUGCAGGACUUGUCUGCAACAGAGAAACUCUCUCCAAGAGCAAGAAGCCAAAGAAAGAAAAACUAAAGAUGACGAAGGGGCGACUCCUGUGAAAAGAAGGCGCGUUAGCAGUGACGAGGAGCACACUGGAGACGGCUGCAUCAGCGACAUGAAAACGGAAACCAGGGACGUCCUGACCCCAACAAGCACUUCAGACAAUGAGACAAGAGACUCCUCAAUUAUCGAUCCAGGAACUGAGCAAGAUCCUCCUUCCCCUGAAAAUAGUUCUGUUAAAGAGUACCAAAUGGAUGUUCCAUCUUCGUUUUCAGAAGACAUAUCAAAUAUCAGGUCACAGCAUGCAGAAGAGCAGUCCAGUGAUGGUAGAUUUGAAGACUGUAAAGAAUUUAAAGACCUUCACUGUUCCAAGGAUUCUAACAUAGCUGAGGAAGAAUCAGAGUUCCCUUCUACUUCACUCUCUGCAGUUCUGUCUGACUUAGCUGACUUGAGAAGCUGUGAUGGUCAAGCUUUGCCCUCCCAGGACCCUGAGGCUGCUUUAUCACUCAGUUGUGGCCAUUCCAGAGGACUCUUUAGUCAGAUGCAGCAACACGACAUUUUAGAUACCCUGUGUAGGACCAUUGAAUCCACAAUCCAUGUGGUCACAAGGAUAUCUGGCAAAGGAAACCAAGCUGCUUCUUGACAUUAGACGUAGCAUGUCUACUUUUAAGGUUCCCCUUCCCCCAAUGCUGUUUGUAUAAGUUUUGCUUAUUUCUGUUUUUGUGCUUCAGUUUGUCCAGUGCUCUCUGCUUGAAUGGCAAGAUAGAUUUAUAGGCUUAAUUCUUGGUCAGGCAGAACUCCAGAUUUAAAAAAUUUGCAUUUCUCUCUUCAAUAUACUUCCUAAAGGGCAAUCAGAUAGUGGGUAUGUUUUAUGUAAUGAAGAGUUCACUGUAGUGGCUUUCAUUUAAUACAGCUGUUUGGGAGGAGCAGGGUUCCCUGGCCCUGUACAAUGUAAUUUAAACUUACAGCAUUUUUACUGUGUAUAAUAUGGUGUCCUCUGUGCCAGUUUUGUACCUUAUAAUAGAGGCAGAUUGCCUCCGAUCGCUGUGGUUCUUAUUAUCAAAAUUAAGUUUACUUGUAUACGGAACAACCACAAGAAAUUUGAUUCUGUAAAGAAUCCUCUUUAGCUGUGGCCUGGCAGUAUAUAAAUGGUGCUUUAUUUAACAGAAUACCUGUGGAGGAAAUAAAGCACACUUGAUGUAAAAAUAAUUGUUUUAUUUUUAUUGACAUGACUGAUUGCUAUUCUGUGCACUUAAUUAAACUGAUUGUGAUGACUUUUCA